Fimicolochytrium jonesii is the source of this 889-nucleotide messenger RNA. RefSeq names its product Prefoldin subunit-domain-containing protein. Gene Ontology annotation, cellular component: prefoldin complex; cytoplasm. Gene Ontology annotation, biological process: microtubule-based process; protein folding; tubulin complex assembly. The record is from RefSeq and is a predicted model, not a curated record. The transcript is spliced from 4 exons. Gene Ontology annotation, molecular function: tubulin binding. NCBI's taxonomy places the organism in Eukaryota, Fungi, Chytridiomycota, Chytridiomycetes, Spizellomycetales, Powellomycetaceae. The coding region runs from base 148 to 738 and encodes 196 amino acids.
GAACGUUGUUGCAUGCAUGCAUGCAAGCGUAAUCGAAUAUACUGUACAUACAUACUGUAAACACUGUUUCGCCAAAGCAUACGUAGCUGAGCUACUCCUUAACAUCCCGAAGCCCGCAACCGUCAGCCUCACCGAUAACGAAAGAAGAUGUCGCAAUCACUCGAAGCUAACCCAAGGGGGAUUCCCCGGGCUCCUUUUGUGAGCAAAGUUGAGGAAUAUGCUGCCUCAGAGGCCGAAGUGGAGUCGACGCUGCGGAAAUUCCAGGAAAUGAUCUCGAAAUACAAGUACAUGCAGGGUCAUUUACUGCAGCGCAAACAGAGUCUCGAAUCCAAGAUUCCCGACAUCAAGAAGACGCUGGAGAUGGUCGAGUUCCUGAUCACUGGUCAGGACUCUGAGGAACCAUUGACAUCCCACUACGAGCUGAACGACACCCUCUACGCCCAUGCCCGCCUGACACCCUCCAAGGACGGGAAGUCGACCGUCUACCUAUGGCUCGGAGCGAACGUGAUGCUCGAGUACACGACAGCGGAGGCACAAACGCUUCUGCAGCAAAAGUUGGGCAGCGCAAAGACAUCCCUUACGCAGGUCGAUGAGGAUCUCGAAUUCCUACGAGAGCAGAUUACGACGAUGGAGGUCAACACUGCGCGUGUGUACAAUCAUGAUGUGAAGAUGAGGAGGUUGAGGAAGCAGGCUGAGGGGUCGAAGGCUGGUGCGCCCGCUAUCGCUGGGAAGGCGUAGACGGGGGAUUCCGGUAUCUUGGUAGGAUAUGUCGUAGGAUCCUCAUGGGAGGGCAUACUUCGCCGUAGUCAUCAAAGGAGAGAGCUCAAGGGCGAUUGCUCAGCUCCUGCGACUACGCGGUGGGACGGCCGUAACCGUCUGUUCUGCAUUG